Molecule: messenger RNA, 2763 nt
Organism: Rhododendron vialii
Lineage: Eukaryota; Viridiplantae; Streptophyta; Magnoliopsida; Ericales; Ericaceae
Product: F-box protein CPR1-like
Exons: 2
Coding region: 42-1148 (368 amino acids)
Molecular function (GO): protein binding
Source: RefSeq, a predicted model, not a curated record
CUGCAGAUCAAACCCUAUAAAACUCUCUACUUCAGAAAAAAAUGGAACGGCGUUUACCGGAUCUUCCUCAUGAGAUCAUCUAUGACAUACUCUCAAGACUGCCCGUCAAGCCUCUGUGCCGUUUCAAAUCGGUUUCCAAGCCAUGGCUUGCUCUAGUUACCGAUCCCCAAUUCAUCAAAUCACACCUCAAUCAUCAAUCCACAAACCACAAGAAGCUAUUAGUCCACUCUCUCACUUCUCCCUGUACCUGUUCCGUAGACUGCCAGGCACCCGACCACACUGUAGCCGAGCUCGAAAUGCCCGGUAAGCCUGGUUUCCGAUUUCUGGGUUCAUUCAAUGGAAUCUUACUCUUACAUACUGGUAAUAUAUUAUGUUUAUGGAACCCAUCAAUUAGAGUGUAUCAGCAAAUUUCACGACCUGAGUUGAGUAAGUUCCCACAUGCCCGCAUAUUGUAUGGGCUCGGUUAUGACUCCAUAAGUGACGAUUUCAAGGUGGUUAGGGCUAUUACUAUUAGGCCUCCAAGUUCUGACCCUCUUAUUGUUCAUGUGUUCUCUUCUAAACUAAAUUCAUGGAAGAGGUGGACAGCAGACUUCAAUUACGAUAUUUGGGGAAACGGGUUGGGAACUGUUCUGAAUGGGGCACCGCAUUGGGUUUGGCAUCGCAGCUAUCUAAAUACCUUUUUCCCUUCUAACCAAGAAAGUGUGAUUGUUUGUUUUGAUGCUACUGAGGAGAAAUUCAAGGAGGUGCCCAACCCUAAUUAUGAAGGUGAGGAUACUCGUAUUCACUUGGGGGUUUGGGGAGGAUGUCUUUGUGUGGUUGAGGAGCAUCGAAAGAGACUCGAUAGUCAUGCCAAUUUUUGGGUAAUGAAGGAAUACGGCGCAAAGGAUUCUUGGACCAAAUUGUUUGUCGUACAAAGUGUUCCAGGAGAGUUCUUUUUCCAAAACUUAAAGCUGUUGUGUGACACAAAGGAUGGAGAGGUUGUAAUGGUGUUGAAUUUUUGUUGCUUGGUAGUCUAUAACCCAAAACAAAGUAGAUAUAAGAGGAUUCCAAUCCCUCAGUCUUGCGAUCAGUACCGGUUUCGUGUAGGUUUUUAUACGGAGAGUCUUGUUUCACCCGGUGGCUGCAAUGGGACUAGAAGGCUCCCUUAAUCAGAUGGAAAUGGAGGAGAAACUGGUUUCAAACACAGCAUAAGAGGGUGGGGGUUUUGUGAGAAAACAGAGGUGGGAGUAGAAUAUCCUGUAUCAUACGAAGGCACAACAAAUCCACGCUUUUUCCACUUUCUUCCUGCUACCCUCUCUCUCCUCUCAGCGCCGAAGAAAGACCCAAAAAAAUACCCUUAAAACUCUCUUGCUAGAAAUGCAACGGGGACUACGCAAUCUUCCUGAUGAGAUCAUCUUCAACAUACUCGCAAUACUACCCGUCAAGCCUCCGUGCCUUUUGUUUUAAUGCUAAUGAGGAGAAAUUCAAGGAGGUGCCGCUACCUAAUUAUGAAUGUGAGUAUAAACUUAUUGGCUUGGGAUUUUGGAUGAAUGGCUGUGUGUGGCUCAGAAUGUGGGGAUGGUACUAUUGAUGUUUGGGUCAUGAAGGAAUACAGCGUCAAGGAAUCUUGGACCAAGUUGUUUGUUGUGCCAAAUGGCCUUUGCGGCUUAUUUAUGCCUUUGUGUUAUGCAAAUGAUGGAGAGGUUGUAGUGGUGUUGGAUUGGGAGGAGUUAGGCAUCCACAACCCGAAAAGAAAUAGAUACAUGUGGAUUGGGAUCCCACAGGAUAGCGGGCUGUUUGACGUGGCUUUCUAUGUGGAGACUCUUGUUUCACCUCAUGGUGGCACUUGCACUAAAAGGUCCUGCUAAUUAGAUGGACUUGGAGAGAAAGAGGUAAUUCAAAGGAUUCCGUUCUUUAUUUUCCUCAUUCUUUCUCUCUCCAUAUGUAGUUUGAAACAAUAUAUACAUAAUACGUGCUUACCAUUAUUUUAAGCGGGAUAUGUUUGGCAAAACUGUAGAAUAAUAGCUAUACAUCUAUGAUUACCAUUUACCAGUAUAACUCAUACAAGUUUAGUUUAAUUCUUUCUUUCAAUAUUCAUGUAGGAAUGAAGUCAUAAGUACAAUGGGGGAUAUGUAAUGAGAUGAGUGAUAUAAUGAGAUGAGUGUUUGUCUCUCUCUCCAUCAGAGUGACAUGACAAAGACUACUCGGAUUUGUGGAUUUUAGAUAUUAGAACCGUGUUCUCUUACCCAUUUUGGGUUGCUGCAAUUGAUGCCUAUGGUAACUCAAACAAUUAGGGUCAGGAACUACAUUACUACAUGGAUUGUGAGACACAUUGGAAUUUUGUAUUUUCUUUGGGCUCUAACUUGUACUGAACAUGGAGCUACUACAUUAAGUGAAAGCGUAGUUGUCGUGUAUAUAAGCAUUUUCGAAACCUUCUCAUGUGCAAGCCUCUUAUCAAAGUCAUGUUUUAUCCAAGUGUUUACGUCGAGUGUAUUGUGUUAGUUGCAGCAUUGAGUAUGGAAUUGGAUUGGGAGCGGGCAUUGCAGUUGCAAGCCCACAGAGGGGAUGUCCUUUGUGGUGUGAUAGCACUGUGUGGUUGUGUUCAAUACUCACUAUUAGGUGAAUAAAAUCCCCUCAAGGUAUCCGAUACUUUCUGUUUUGUGAUUCAAUGCUCUCGCAAAUGUAAUGCAUCAGAGUUGAUGGAAAAUGGCGACGUCCAUUAAGAGUGUAUAAAAGCCUUGGACAGGAUGGUUCAAUUUGGCACAAGUAACAAAUGUUCUCUCA